AUGCUGUUCAGCAAGUUCUUCAGCCACCCACCGGUUAAAGACGACUCGGACGAAUCGGCGUCCUUGUUGGUUAAAUCUGGUGGGUCGGGGGAGCGGGUGGUGCCAGUGGUUGAGGCAUCGAGUUCGAGCUCGCGAUGGGAGGAGGAGGGUGUGCCGGCGUCCGGGACUUUGGAGGAUGAUGAGGGUGAUAGUAGUGGGAGGAGAGAACAGUCUGGGGAACGGUUUGAUGAUGUUCCGGAUUCCAAACGGAGGCUUGGACUGUUUAGCGCCGCUUUACUCAUCUUCAACCGUGUUAUUGGGACUGGGAUCUUCGCCACGCCGAGUAACAUUCUGCGUUCGUCUGGGAGUGUGGGGAUGGCGUUGGCGAUGUGGCUUAUUGGUGCUAUGAUUGCUGCGUGUGGGUCUGCUGUGUACACUGAGCUGGGAACGGGCCUUCCCCGGAGUGGAGGAGAGAAGAACUAUUUCGAGUUUAUCUAUCGCCGGCCAAAGUACAUUGCGACGUGUAUCUUUAGCAUUUACUCUGUCCUAUCGAACACUGGAACCGCGAAUAGCGUCGUUUUCAGCGAAUACCUCCUCAACGCCCUUUCGAUACCCGCAACCUACUUCAACACCCGCUUCAUCGCAUGGCUAUGCCUCACCUUUAUCGUCCUAAUGCACGGAACACGUCUCGCUCCCUGGGGACUGCGUCUCCAGAACACCCUCGGUGCAGGAAAGUUUCUCGUCCUCGCCGCUAUCGCCUUCUCGGGUCUUUUGUGUCUUGCGGAUGUGCCGGGUUUUAGGGUGAGAGAAGGCUACGAGAUGCCGGAUAAUUUUUCGUCUUGGGACAAGUUUUGGGAGGGGUCGAAGGGGAAGGGGUCGAAUGCGUUUGUGUCGGGGUUGUAUAAUGUUAUUUGGUCCUUUAUUGGGUAUUCGAACGCCAAUUAUGCGCUAUCUGAGAUCAAGGACCCCGUUCGAACUAUCAAGCGAGCUGCGCCGUUGGCGAUGUGUGCUGUUACGGCUGUCUAUAUCUUCAUCAAUGUCGCGUACUUUGCGGCGGUUUCCAAGAGUGAUAUUUUGGGAAGCAAGAGGAUUGUCGCAGCGCUGUUCUUUAGGAAUUUGUUUGGGCCUGCUACUGAGCGUGUUUUGAGUGGCUUCAUUGCCCUCUCCACCCUUGGGAAUUUGCUCGCGGGACAGUUCUCGCAGGGUCGAGUUGUGCAAGAACUCGGCCGUGAGGGUAUAAUACCGUUCUCGUCCAAGAUUGCUAGCAGCAAGCCUUUCAAUGCACCUCUGGUUGCGAUGUUGGUUCAGUACUCGCUCUCGUGCACGUUCCUCUUCCUCGUUCCUUCUGGUGAUGCGUAUUUGUUUAUGCUUAGCUUCUCAUCAUACAGCCUCAACAUCAUCAACACACUCGUCGCCGUGGGCCUCUUCUUGUUGUACACAAGACCGUUUAAAGGGCUACAUUGGGAUCCGCCUUUUAAAGCCAACAAAGCGGUUGUAGGGAUGUAUUUGGCGUCGAAUUUGUUUUUGUUGGGUGCGCCGUGGAUCCCGCCUCUGCCUGGGUCGCGGCCGUAUAGGAAUUUGCCUUACUGGUCCCACGCAGCAGGAUCAUUCGCCAUCUCACUGGUCGGUAUCGCGUAUUGGUACAUCUGGAGUCGGUGGUUACCGAGCAAGAAGGGGUAUAAGUUGGAGAGGACGGUUGUGAGGAUGGAGGAUGGGGUUUCGAGGGUUGUGUUUAGGAAGGUAUACGUGGCGCCGGUGGUGGAGGGUGGGGACGGGGAGGGGAGAGUGGCUGGGGAGGAGGUUGCGGAAAGGGAUGGGGAGAGGGAGAGGGUUGGUGGGUAUGAGAGGGUACCGGGUGAAGUUGAGGAUGAGGGUGGGGUGGGUAGACGUGGAUUGCGGGACGAGGGUCGAUGA
This is a messenger RNA of Coprinopsis cinerea okayama7#130, 1893 nucleotides long. Its product is annotated as high-affinity methionine permease. The transcript is spliced from 11 exons. Gene Ontology annotation, cellular component: membrane. The record is from RefSeq and is a predicted model, not a curated record. NCBI's taxonomy places the organism in Eukaryota, Fungi, Basidiomycota, Agaricomycetes, Agaricales, Psathyrellaceae. The coding region runs from base 1 to 1893 and encodes 630 amino acids. Gene Ontology annotation, molecular function: L-amino acid transmembrane transporter activity. Gene Ontology annotation, biological process: amino acid transmembrane transport.